This is a messenger RNA of Debaryomyces fabryi, 2421 nucleotides long. It is a transcript of the gene SLM2, whose product is annotated as phosphatidylinositol 4,5-bisphosphate-binding protein. The transcript has a single exon. Lineage: Eukaryota; Fungi; Ascomycota; Pichiomycetes; Serinales; Debaryomycetaceae. Bases 1 to 2421 code for a protein of 806 amino acids. The record is from RefSeq and is a predicted model, not a curated record.
AUGGUUACUGAUCAUACAAAUCCCUUAGCGGUUUUACUUCCUUAUACGUUCAAUUCGCAGAAUGAUUAUCCUACGGAAGUAUUGGCUAAUAGGUUUCAAGCUUGGAGGUCGAUCAUCAAAGAUUUGGUCAAUUAUCUUAAGGAAUAUGCCAGCGUUCAGGAGGAAAUUGUAAGGCAACAAAUGAGGCUUCAACAGGCGGUUGGAAUAUCACCAGGGUCAAGUACAGCCGUCUCUGGAAGUAAUAGUGGCCAUGGACAUGGAUCGCAUAAUAACCAUAAGGAAGACAUAAAUGCUAUCAAUAAGUUUUUCUUACCUAUCGGAAACGGGUCAAUACAGGACUUACCGACGAUAUUGACGAAGUUUCAUCAGCAGAAUGUGACACACUCGUCGAAAACGUUGAAAGACAUAAAUUCUAUUAUUAUUCCAAAGUUAGAGGAAUUGAGAAAAGAUCUUCUUAUUAAAAUCAAGGAAAUUAAAAACUUACAAAAUGAUUUCAAAAAUAACUUGGGAAAAGAGAUCAAUGAAACAAAACAAGCUUUGAACCAGUAUACUCAGGCGAUUGAAUUCUCCAAUAAACUAGAGCAUGGCGGAUUAUCCCAAGACGGAGAUCAUAGUAAGAAUGACCCAUAUCUCAUGAAAAUAAAAUUGGAUAGACAAUUAAAAAAACAAAUCUCAGAAGAAACAUAUUUGCAUGAUGCAUAUUCCAAUUUGCAAACUGCAGGGGGAAAGUUAGAAUCUAUUAUUGUAUUAGAAAUUCAAAACUACUUAUCAACUUUCUUAAAUUUACUAAAUGCUGAGCAUUCGACAAUCCCAGACUAUUUGUUACCAAAUUUGAACAACGGGUUUUUAUCAAAGGAAGCAGAAUUCGAAUGGAACUCGUUUAUUUCAAGAAAUUUACCAACACCUUCGAUUUCUGUUAGUGCAUUAGGAAACAAUUCUUCAAAUGUUAAAAACGGAACCUUCGUUGAUCUUUCAUUCCCAUAUAGAAAGGUGUCUGAACUUGUGAUACCUGAGGGUAACUCUCCAUUAAAUGUUGCAGUGAGAGAAGGACCGUUAGAAAGACGCUCUAAGUUUUUGAAAUCUUAUUCAAGUGGUUGGUACGUUUUAACAUGUAAUUAUAUUCAUGAGUUUAAAACAUCAGAUCGCAAGAAAGAUAUGCAGCCAGUUAUGUCAUUGCUGUUAGAUGCCUGUCAAGUCAGCGAACAUUCCAAAAAUGAUGGUAAAGCGGGGGGAGUUUACAAAUUCGUUUUGCAUUCUAAGCUGCUGAAUGGCAUUAUUCACAGAGGUCACAAUUGGGUUUUCAGAACUGAUACUUAUCAAAAAAUGAUUGACUGGUAUACUGAUAUUAAGUCUUUAACAAACGCAAGUACUGCUUCUGCAAGAGCAAGAAUAGUUAGCAAGAAAUUCAAGUUGGAAGAAAAUCAACAUAAGAGAAUAUCAAGAACUUCAAGUAUUCUUUCGAAUGGAACUAAUGCAAAAUCAUUGAGAACCAUUACCACCAAUAACUCAUCGAAAGCAGCAGGAGGCUCAAUACGCUCAAAGCAUAAGUCCCCAACAAUGUCCCACAAUAGAUUGUCAUCGACAUUUUCAAGGACUAAUAACCAAUCUCCUAGACUCACAAACAUGGUAAAUAGUGAUGGUACGAUGAUAGCUCCGGUUGAUGUGAAUCAGGAUGUAAAAACAUCGUCUGCUUCCCACUUAAACGUCCAGCAUUCAUCUCCGCAGCAGCAUACUGCGCAACUUAAUUAUCAGGCUGGCUAUUAUUACCCUAGCAAUGGACAACCACUGCAGUUGUACGAUCCCGUUCAACAACAGUACUAUACUAUAAGUCCCACCGUCCAAGGGCAACCCCAACCCCAGUAUUUUCCGGUAUCGCCACAACAGAAUUCUCAACAGCAAUUUUUUAUCCACGCACCAACUGGAAGGGCCCAAAGUCCAGUGAACCAAGCACAACCACAACCGCAAGUACAAUACUUUCCAGUGAAUUCUGCAAAUUAUGGUGUAUACCCACAACAGCCGAACAAAGAUGGAUCUUCCCCCAAUAAUUUGCCAUAUCCAACUCAUUUGCAACCUUCAGCAGCAAUAGAAUCCAAUCAACAUGGUGAGCUGGGGUUAGACUUUUUAAAAUCCGAUUCGACGUUACACCAUGAAUUAAACAAUAAAGAUUCAAGCAAUCCUUUGCAUGAAAAUGGGGAAGCAAACUUACCUGCUCGGGAUACUAAUGAUCAAGAAGAUAAGGAAAGUAAUAUAACUAACGACAAGGGAAUCGAUAGUGAACUUAAUAUUCAGAAUAGCACCAACGAAACAAGCGCCAAUGAAUUAGAAACGUUGCAAAGCAAUGACAAGAACAAUACGUUUGAUGAAAGCUUAACCAAAGUAAUCAGCGGAGACAAAGUUAUUCCCCUUACUCCCGAAAAUUAG